Molecule: messenger RNA, 2499 nt
Organism: Loxodonta africana (African savanna elephant)
Lineage: Eukaryota; Metazoa; Chordata; Mammalia; Proboscidea; Elephantidae
Product: EGF-like and EMI domain-containing protein 1
Molecular function (GO): calcium ion binding
Source: RefSeq, a predicted model, not a curated record
AUGUGGGAUAAUGGUGCAAGGAACAUAAAGAUGGAUAAAUCUAAGUUUAUUGAUAUGGGCCCACUAAGCACAGAUCCUUCAUUCAAUAUUUCAGCUCAAGAAGUUAGGGAAGGAUCUAACAGUUUAUUUGGUUGGGUCGCUGAAGCAUGCUUUACACAGUGGCCUGCAUUAAAUCAUGUUGAAGUGCCAGACCUGCCUUCGUAUACUGUAGACGAAGGUAUCCAAAGGCUUAGAGAAAUUGGCAUGCCAGAGUGGAUUUAUCAGGUUAGACCCACAGACUUACACAUGGAAUGCCCAGAGGACACAACUUUUACCACAACUGUGAGGAACAAAUUUGCGAAGGGAGCCCCAACAUCCUUGAAGACUGCUAUGAUUGCUAUUUUAUGUAAGUCAGAUUUUACAAUAAGAAUUGCCCUAAGUGAAUUAAGACACCUAACUGCAAUGGGACUGAUUGGGCCCUGUGGUAGUGGGAACCAAGUGGCUGCACUCAAUCAACAAAGACAAGUGACUGGAAGAGCUGCUAGUUUUGAACGGCGCCCAGAACAAGAGAAGGCUCUGCAACAGGUUCAGGCUGCCAUGCAAGCUGCCGUGCCACUUGAACCACAUGAUCCAGCUGAUCCAACGUCGGCCCCUGGCCUUGUUCUGACUGGUGAUAUUGAGCUUUACAUUGCCUCCUUCCACAAAUGUAGCCGAUUUGAUACCUGUGUGCUCCAUCUGGCAAGGUCCACAUGUACAGUGGUGGUUUGUGUUGUUAAAGUUGCCUCUAAUAUAAACACCGUCCUUGCUUCCCUGACAAGCAAGGAUGAUGUCGAUGAAUGUGCGGUGGUGAACGGAGGCUGCCAGCAGCGCUGUAUUAACACUUUGGGCACCUUCCACUGUGAAUGUGAUACGGGAUACAGACUCCAUGCUGAUGAACGCACCUGCAUAAAGAUGGACCCUUGCACAGGUGGGAAUGGAUGUGCCCACAUCUGUCAAAGUGAGAGCAGCGUGGCCAAGUGUGCCUGCCACCCGGGGUACCAGUUGUCUGAAGACAAAAAGGCCUGUGGAGAUAUAAAUGAGUGUGCUGAGAAGCUUGCUCCCUGCGGCCAUCGCUGUGUGAACACUGUGGGAUCAUUCACCUGUGCCUGCCACCCUGGCUUUGAGCUGGGAGCUGAUGGAAAACAGAGUUACAGGAUUGAAUUGGAAAUUGUCAAUAGCUGUGAAAAGAACAAUGGUGGUUGAUCCCAUCACUGUGAACACACAAUUGGUGGGCCUCUUUGUUCCUGUAACCAUGGACACCAGCUUGAUUCAGAUAAGAAAACAUGCAUAGAUCUUGAUGAAUGUCAGAGUGGAGAAGCCUGCUGUGCCCAGCUCUGCAUCAACUAUUUAAAUUUAGGAGGCUAUAUAAAAAAGCGUGGUUGUAAAGGCGGCUUUCAGGUCAGGCCUGAUGGUUGUGGAUGUGAAGCUUUAGACGAUGAUGGGCUAGAGGACUAAGAGGAAUUAGAAGUUGUGAGGUUUCCAGGCCUUCUAUUCGAGAGCCCACCUCAGCUGUUUCAUUAUGUUGUGGCCUCUCUGCCUCCCAAGUACGAAGAUGAAGAAGAUAAGGAGGAACAGUAGAAAGAUAUUCAAGGAGAACUUACUGCUUUACGCAAAGUUGUCUGUUUAGAUGACACUUUCGGACAUGACUGCAGUUUGAGCUGUGAGGACUGCACGAAUGGAGGCAAAUAAGGAAGGGAGGAGGGGGUGCACCUGCCUGGCUGGCUGGGUGGCCUUCUUUGCAACGAAAGUAAGUGAUAUCCUGGAGAAAUGGCGCAGGUACACCAAAUUACAGGUAGUGAGCUCUCCUUUACAUAUUCUUCCUAAAAUGUUUCAAUAAGGUAAACAAUUGAUAUGGGUGAAACCAAUUUAUUUGUUGUACAUAAAGAAUGGCUAUAAAAUGCUGAGGUUUUAAACUGAACAUGAGAUUAGAGGGGGGAGAUUUUGUGUUCCCUGGGAAACUUGAUGUGCUGUAUUUUGUUUAUCCAUGAAAUGUAAAAGUUAAUAAAGAUCUCUAAUAUUCUAGGCCUAUAAAAAUCCCUUCAUUUAAAUAAAUCACUAGGCCCUUUCAAGCUAUUCCCAAUGUAAAAGAAAAAAGCAAAGAAUUUGUGAUACAAAGGGCAAUUAAACAGAAUUGCAUGGCUGUUGGCUGUUUGUUUUUCUUUGUGUGUGUGUGUGUGUGUGUGUGUGUCUCUUUCUUUUGUAAAAUGGUGUUAGCACAGCCAAUGACACUUUUAAAAAUGUUUUAUACGAGUCUUCCAAGAGAAAAUAUCAAAGAUUUAAAAAAUUAUACCCUCCCUCCAAGUCUCUUCCUUCAGAUUUUAGUUGAAAGUAUACUUUCAGGAAUUAAAACUGCCAGGUAGCAAAACCGGAAUAUAUUGGCAGUCUUUAUUUUUGUUCCCUCUUCUAAAAUUUAUUUAAUAAAUGUUUUUUAAGAAAAGGUUUGUCCUCAUCUUUAUGAUUUGCUUGGAGGAUGAUGUAAGA